Messenger RNA from Linum trigynum, 288 nucleotides. The record is from the annotation of a GenBank genome assembly. Lineage: Eukaryota; Viridiplantae; Streptophyta; Magnoliopsida; Malpighiales; Linaceae.
AUGUUUGGUGUUGAUGGCCACUGUCUAAAUUGGUGGAAGAGAAGGAAAAAGGGUCAAGCAGCUCCGAUCGUAAAGAAGCGGGAUGAGAAUCCGCUUCAAAAAGGAAAACUGGAAUCCCAAAAGAGUAAAGAAGCCAUGGCUUGCACCAUCGAUUACGGCUAUUGUUAUGAAGGCAUCGACGGAAAGAACUACAAGUGGAAGCAGGAGGCUGAUUAUACAGCUGUCAUUGUGUUUAUUAUGGAGAUCGACUCUUUCUUGCUCCCACCGGCGUUGAUGAACCUCAGCUGA